UCUACCUCGAGACUCUCAACUGUGCCUACCAGCGCGUCAAAGUCGCGACAGCUGAGCCAUCUUCAUGCCCAACUUGCGCAGUUGACUGCGAAUAUGUCUGAUUUGGAGAAUUUGAUGAGGAUGACGGCUGUUCAGGCUGAGGGUAUAAGGGGUUUGGGAGGUUAUGCUGGAGGAAUGUUCAUGGCUGCGUCCAAGGUACUGGGAGAGGAGACCGUGCAAGGUAGCGGUAAUGCUGAGGGUAAGGAGGGAGGUGGUAAAUGA
Molecule: messenger RNA, 261 nt
Organism: Pseudocercospora fijiensis CIRAD86
Lineage: Eukaryota; Fungi; Ascomycota; Dothideomycetes; Mycosphaerellales; Mycosphaerellaceae
Exons: 2
Biological process (GO): attachment of spindle microtubules to kinetochore
Cellular component (GO): DASH complex
Source: RefSeq, a predicted model, not a curated record